Messenger RNA from Fusarium sp. VM40, 1938 nucleotides. NCBI's taxonomy places the organism in Eukaryota, Fungi, Ascomycota, Sordariomycetes, Hypocreales, Nectriaceae. The record is from the annotation of a GenBank genome assembly.
AUGUUUCUGAAACAUAUCGAUCUUACUACUGCGCUACGGCCCUCUUAUCUUCCAGAUGAGGUGCUCCUCUUUGUUCAGGAUAACGUUGGCCUGUAUGAGGGCAAAUUCAAACUUCCCAACCAACAAAAUGGUCAGGUCUAUCUAACCUCUCAUCGAGUGUGUUAUGUUGAUAAGCAGGAACCUCGCAAGCAUUCUGUUGCGUUGGAUCUGAAGGAUGUGGAACGCUAUGAGUUCUAUGCCGGCUUUCUCAAGUCAUCAGCUAAGGUGACCCUGAUACCCAAGCCACCUAAACGAUCAUCAUAUCACAGUCGUGCUAUUUCGAAUGCGUCAAACUCGUAUAGAAACACUUCUGGGUCUCCAGGGCAUUCUGACUCUUCCUAUCGAGCACCUCUAGAACCUACAGCUGCAUCGAGCGCAACAUGGGUUUGCACAAUAUGCAGUUUCUCAAAUCCUGUUCCCUCGAAUUUCGACCCGACUUCUGCCAACGCUCAUACGCCUCUCCCUCCUUGUCUAGCUUGUGGUAUCAAACCAUCGCUGGCCCAUGUUCUCAAAGCUGCAAUUUCUGGUGCCAGCAACCGUUCAGCAGCGCCACCAACUCUUAAUGCACCUCUUCCGUUGCGACCAGGCAAUACUAGCACUCGACCACUUUCUGAGAAUUUUGACCCAACACCAACAACGAGUUUACCUGAUACUUCCAACGGUACCAGUGCAUCAGCCUCAUUCCAAUGUCCUCGAUGCACAUUCUCAAAUCACCCUUCAUUGAUGACUUGCGAGAUUUGUGGCGCUCCUCUGAUAUCUGAGAAUGUUCCGUCACUAAUCCAGCAAAGUUCGGCAUCCGACACGAUCAGAACCGACUCUCCUGGCCCUGUCCUCGACCCAAGUAAGAUCAACAAGAAUGGAAGCGAUGCCCCUGAAAGUGUCAAAAUCUCGUUCCGAAGGGGCGGUGAGAAGAUAUUCUAUGAGCGCCUCAAGGGGUCUAUGACACAACGAAAAUGGCUCCUCCGUGAUGCUCCUCCUGCACCAAAUAGUCGAGCUACAGACGAAGGACCAAAUGAUGCGACAGGGGGGACCUCAAGUGGACGAACAAAGGGGGUGGGUAUUGCGGGCCUGGAGCAAUUAGGAUUGAAUAUGCGCAAGAACAAUGAGUUGUUGAUUGGAAGCGCUUUUGAAGACCUCGAAGCUCUCAUGUCGUCCGCCAAGGAGGUCAUUGCACUUGCAGAACGAUUCGCGCGACAAACGAACAACGGACAAGGCAACGCAUCAGCUGAGGAGAAUGCCAUUCUAGCGGAAUCAGCAAGCCAACUUGGACUCGUCACGACGAAGGAUAUAGUGGGCGGCGGCAGCUCCGAAUCGCUUUAUUUGUCCGAAUUGGCGAGAAACCUAGCUGAAUUCCUCACCGAUGACUCCAGGGGUGUGCUCAAGAAAGCAGGCGGCAUCAUCACUCUUGUUGAUCUUUGGGCCAUGUUCAACAGGGCCAGAGGCGGAGUCGAGCUUGUUAGUCCUGCAGACUUCGAGAAAGCGGCAAGACUUUGGAGCAAGCUUAACCUGCCUGUCCGCCUAAGGACCUUCCGCAGUGGAGUCAUGGUUGUCCAGAGACGUGACCGCACUGACGGAACUACUGUCAGGGCCAUACUUGCAUGGCUACAAGAUCUGCAUGAGUUCCCGCCCGAUCGUGAUGUACCUUGGGACUGGCAACUGUUUGGCCGUGGCGUUACCGCUCAGGAAGCCGCUGAGCGUUUCGGCUGGAGUCUUGGUGUGGCAGAGGAGGAACUUCUCAUGGCGGAAGAGCGAGGGGAGUUGUGUCGGGAGGAGGGACUGGAAGGCCUCAAGUUCUGGGUCAACUAUAUUGACCUAGGGCAACACAAGAGGUACAAGAGCCAGGCUCAGAAAGAUAACGACGAGGUCAUGAAGGCGUUGAAAGCAAGCGGGCUUUUAUAA